AUGACGGAUCACAUAGUCCGCCAAAGGCAUGGCAUACAAAUUAUGGAACCCCCUGACUCCAUACAAAGUACACAAAUCUUAGACGAAAAAAAGACUUUAGGGCAAACUAGAAAAUAUACAAAAAAAGAGAUUGUUUCGAACAGUGCCUUGGCUAUCCUCACGCUCUUAUCAUUCAUAACCCGCUUUUGGAAGAUAGAUCACCCGCAUCAAGUCGUGUUUGACGAAGUCCAUUUUGGUAAAUUCGCGAGCUAUUAUAUAAAACGAACCUAUUUUUUUGAUGUACAUCCUCCACUUGCAAAACUCAUGCUCGCGGCAGUGGGCUGGUUACUGGGAUAUGAUGGUCAUUUUGAAUUUGAUAAUAUCGGAGACGAUUAUAUAACGAAUGAUGCUCCAUAUAUUGGACUUAGAUCAUUGCCCGCUAUGCUAGGCGCACUCCUUGUCCCUUUAACCUACAUGAUCAUGAUUGAAUCCGGGUAUCCAGUAAUAACUGCAAUUCUGGCUGCCGGCUUUGUGCUAUUCGGUAGAGAAUUUUCGAACGAAUGGUGGUUUUGGAUGAUCGCAUCCGGAGUAACCCUUGGUUUAACAUUAAGUGUGAAAUUGGUUGGUCUAUUUACCGUCCUCACCAUUGGAAUGGCAGUUAUAGUUGACUUGUGGAAUUUGUUGGAUAUAAAACGUGGACUAACAAUAGAUCAUUUCAAAAAGCAUUUCUAUGCGCGUGCUGUUGGUUUAAUCAUUGUACCAAUUUCAGUUUAUUUGUUUUGGUUUUACAUUCAUUUUGCCAUAUUGACUACAAGCGGUCCUGGUGACUCGUUUAUGAGUCCGGCGUUCCAAGAAACGUUACAAGGAAAUGUGAUGUCACUUGAAAGCCUUGAAAUAAGAUUUAAUGACACGAUUACCUUAAAGCACAAAAGUACUUCAGUCUUUUUACAUUCUCAUCUUCAACGCUAUCCACUUCGAUAUGACGAUGGGCGUAUUAGUAGUCAAGGGCAGCAAGUUACUGGUUAUAAAUAUGAGGAUACCAACAAUCAUUGGCGAAUUAAACCUGCAACGAUUUUUAUGGAUUCUUCGAGACCGGAAGAUGAUUUUGUAAAACAUGGGGAUUAUAUAUUACUUGAACACGUUAAUACAGAGUCGUAUCUCCUCACUCAUGAUGUAGCCUCGCCUUUGAUGCCAACCAAUCAAGAAUUUACGACCAUGCCAGGAGAUGAUGAUUCCCGUUAUAAUGAGACUGUUUUUCAGGUUUUAAUAGAUGAUGGUGAUUCAGACACAAUAUGGAAAACGAAAUCUAGCUAUAUGCGGUUACUCCAUUUUGAUACAAAAGUGGCGUUGUGGACGCAUGAUAAGUUGUUGCCGGAGUGGGCCUUUAAACAGCAAGAAAUUAACGGUAAUAAGAACAAUGUAGAUAGGAGUAAUAUAUGGUUUGCGGAUCAAAUUAUUGGAAAAAAUGUAACAAAGCCUUUGGUUCCAGAACCUCCAAAAAGGAGUCUUCCAUUUUUUGCAAAAUUUUUUGAAUUGCAACGUCUUAUGAUAAGUCAUAAUUCAGGAUUAACGAAACCACACCCUUAUUCCUCUACGCCGAUCAAUUGGCCAUUUUUAGUACGAGGUAUUUCUUUUUGGACAUACAACGAUGAGAGGCAACAGAUAUAUUUAUUAGGUAAUCCCUUUACCUGGUGGUUAUCUGUUGGUGCUAUGGCUGUUCUGGUUGGCGUUUUAUCCGCAGAUCUUAUCUCUAGGCGACGUGCUAUUCAACCGAUUUCUGAACCUGUUCGUGAUCGUUUAUACAAUUCCGGUCUAUUCUUCUUUAUGGCAUGGUUUAUACACUAUGGACCAUUUUUCUUAAUGGGUCGAUCACUGUUUCUCCAUCAUUAUCUUCCUGCACUAAUCUGCGGUUAUUUUGUGGCAGCAAUAGUUUUUAAUUUUAUGUUUAUAGAUUCUGUAAAUUAUCCAAUUUCAGUAGCUGGACCGGGAAAGGCACCUCGAAUUGUGGCGCGUGCUGCUGUUAAACAUAUAUCAGUAAUCACUUGUAUUAUAUUGUUAACUGUGUCUGCAUGUGUAUUUUAUUAUUUUACACCUCUUACUUAUGGUACACCUGGAGUUGAUCCGGCAGGAAUAAAAAAUAGGAUGUGGCUAGAUAGUUGGGAUUUACAUUUUCAACCAAAAAGACAUGACGCCUGA
This is a messenger RNA of Dentiscutata erythropus, 2175 nucleotides long. The record is from the annotation of a GenBank genome assembly. Lineage: Eukaryota; Fungi; Glomeromycota; Glomeromycetes; Diversisporales; Gigasporaceae.